Messenger RNA from Lutra lutra (Eurasian river otter), 4203 nucleotides. RefSeq names its product 5-hydroxytryptamine receptor 3B (gene HTR3B). Gene Ontology annotation, cellular component: synapse; postsynaptic membrane; neuron projection. Bases 1101 to 2402 code for a protein of 433 amino acids. NCBI's taxonomy places the organism in Eukaryota, Metazoa, Chordata, Mammalia, Carnivora, Mustelidae. The record is from RefSeq and is a predicted model, not a curated record. Gene Ontology annotation, biological process: signal transduction; chemical synaptic transmission; monoatomic ion transmembrane transport. The transcript is spliced from 11 exons. Gene Ontology annotation, molecular function: extracellular ligand-gated monoatomic ion channel activity; neurotransmitter receptor activity; transmembrane signaling receptor activity.
UAACGGUCAGCUGCGCCGCCCCGCGGCGUUCGCGUUCAGAGCUGCGGGAGCCCGGGAAAUGGUCUUGGCAAGUGCGGACGCUGCGCUCCCCGGUAUAGUUCUCGGCGCUCUGCCCUCAGAACCCACUCAUCUGUAGGACUCGCUGCCGCCUCACGCCUGCCCGCAGAAGAGCUCAAACUGCCCUCCACCUGGGAACCCGUGUGGGGACCGCGCGCGGGGUGGUUUCCCACCUGGCCGCGCCGCCGCUUCGAAGUCCGGGAACAGGAAGGACUCCCGUGGUCUUCCAGGGCCGGCCGAGGCUGAGCGCUGCGGUCUGUUCCACGCACGGUACCCCAGCGUGGUACCCGGAUACCCCUGCGCCCGGCGGGCAGCAAUUGCCGAGUUGUCCCAUUUCCGGUUUUCUGCAGUUCCAACCACAGCUCUGUCCUAUUUGGUUAAGUUUGCGCUGGAUGCUGUGACGGCAUGUUAAAAGCUAAGAUGCCGCCCCCCCACCCCCUCCCCGCCACACCCAAAACUGUAUUUUCUACAAUUCGGUGGAAAUGUUAACUACUAACCAUGUUUCACAUUUAUUCACAUGUAUCACGACGACAAUCCAGCUGGCACCCUUUUGGCUGUCCCCAGUGUAUGUGGAGACCCGGUGUGGAAGAGCCUCUUUUAGGGGUAGGGUUCUACCAUUUUCCCGGUGCAGACCCCUGGCGGCAUCUUGGGUGUGAGUUGCAUAUGGAGGGUGACCUUUCCUGUGCUCCUGGCAUUGUUGUCCGUGUGAUUGUGAUGUUUCACCUGCAGGGCUUUCUAGUCUGCAUGUGGGCAUAGCUUGUGGCACGAGGAAACAGGUACAGUGCAGGGGCGGCUCCCCUGGGAGGAGACCUGGCUGGUUUCGGGAGCCUGGGCCAUGACUGCAGCUGCUGCUUCCUUACCUGGAGACACAGAGGCGCCCCUUUCCUUGACAGAGUAACCAGAAACUUAAAACCAAAGGAACAAGGUGCCCAACAGACCAUCUGGAGUCUUCAGCCAUUUCUUUGAGGAGCUGCGGCACCCUAGAGGGGUGUCACUUGCUUUAAGGAGUACAGUUUUGUUUUUCAGAAACCCUAGCUGUGGACAUGCCUCAUCCCACGAGCCCUGCUCUAUAUCGUCUCACCAAGCACCUACUACAGAAAUAUCACAAGGCAGUGAGGCCAGUUCACGACUGGACUGAGGCCACCACGGUGUAUCUGGAUGUGCUUGUCCACGCCGUUUUGGAUGUGGACGCACAGAACCAAAAAUUGAAGACAAGUAUAUGGUACCACGAGGUUUGGGAUGAUGAGUUUUUAUCCUGGAACCCCAGCAUGUUUGAUGAGAUUAGAGAGAUCUCUCUACCUCUAAGUGACAUCUGGAUGCCUGACAUCAUCAUCAAGGAGCUGGUGAAUUAUGUCACGGGAAAUGUGAUUCUUAUUUGCACUUCUGGUGUGGACUUCGAAGGAUCACCCGACCUUCCAUAUGUCUAUGUGAACUCAUCUGGGACCAUUAAGAACUCUAAGCCUAUCCAGGUGGUCUCUGCGUGCAGUUUAGAAACCUACGCAUUUCCGUUUGACAUCCAGAACUGCAGCCUGACCUUCAGUAGUGCCCUGCACACAGUGCACAACAUCAACCUGGCCUUCCUGAGGAGCAGAGGAGACAUGAAGCAUGACAAGAAGGAAUUUUUGAAUGACAGUGAGUGGGAGCUUCUCUCUGUGUCCUCAACACACAACAUCCUGCAGAGCUGCGCUGGAGAGUCUGCCCAGAUUCAGUUUCACGUGGUGAUUCGCAGGCGCCCACUGGUCUAUGUUGUGAGCCUGCUGAUUCCCAGCAUCUUCCUAAUGCUCGUGGAUCUGGGGAGCUUCUACCUACCACCCACGUGUCGUGCCAGGAUUGUGUUCAAGACCAGUGUGCUGGUGGGCUACACCAUCUUCAGGGUCAACAUAUCUGACGAGAUGCCCAGGAGUGCACUGAGCACCCCUCUGAUUGGGGUCUUCUUCGUGGUCUGCAUGGCCUUCCUGGUUAUCAGCUUAUUUAAGUCCAUCCUGUUGGUCAGAUUCCUUCAUGAUGAGAGGGGCGCCGGGCAGGAACGGCCCCUCUUGUGCCUUCAAGGGGACACCGAUGCUGAUGAGCCUAGGACAGAUCCCAGAGCCCAGCUUGCUGGGGCAACAGAGCCCCCCUUCUGUCAAGAACACCAGGUCCAGCCAGGGACCCUGAAGGAGGUCUGGUUCCAGCUGAGGUCCAUCAGCACCUACUUCCAAACCUGGGAGCAGGCGGAGCAGCAGGAGGUUAAGUGGCUGGCCCUCCUGCAGCGUUUUGACCGACUGCUCUUUCAAGCCUACGCCGUCGUGCUGGGACUCUAUGCCGUCACCCUGUGCUCCCUGUGGGCGCUGUGGGCCAGCUCGUGAACACGGGAGCCUGCUUGCUCUCAGCACGUGGGGCAGCCUCGAGGGUUUCCACGGGGGUGGAGAUGGGGGCACGUGGGUUAACAAGCUCCUCACUUCUUAUUGCCUCUUGUCCUUCAGUGAGGAGCUCACAGCUGAGGGGGCACUGUGUGACCCAGGAUCAGGCAUUCCGGAGGAAAGUGCCCAGACAUCUCAAGGUAUACGGUGAAAAGGAAGCCUGCCUUCUGAUUCUGGUUCGCUCCCCCAGAGUGACCACCACUAGCAGUCUCUUUCAGAACAUGCCUAGGUGUGUUGCAGAUAAUUCUUCACUUGACUUGAUUCCCAAGGUCAACCUUGCACAAAGCAGAAUGCAAGAUUUGCACCAUAUCCCUGUCCUGAAGCCGUUGUUCCCACUGUCUCCCAUGAGCACCUCUCCCCCUGCACCCCAUCACCUGCUGGAGGGAAGCCGGUACCAACCUCUCAGACCGAAUCAACACGUGUAAGGCACGGCGCAGGGGGUAGGCUUCCUGCAUGGCCCUUGGCCUGCAUGGCCAUUAUAAUCCACUGUCCUUGUAUUUGUCAGCUCGGGCUGCCAUAACAAAACACCACAGGCUCUGACGCUUAAACAGAAAUGUCUUUUCUCCCCACUGAGAUCAAAGUGUCAGCAGAGUUGAUUUCUUCUGAGGCCUCUGUCCUUGGCCCACAGCUGGCUGCCUUAUCCCCGUGUCCUCAGGUGGCUUUCCCUUUGCACGUGUCCGUAUCUGUAUCCGCAUUCCUCCUCUUAUGAGGACACCAACUCUGUUGGAUUAAGGCCCACAUUAACAACCUCAUUUAACCCGAACCACCUCUUUAAGGGCCCUACUCCAGAUACACAUUCUGAGGCACUGGGGGCUUAGGACUUCAAUGUGAAUUUGGGGCAGGUCACGCAAUUCAGCCCAUGCUAUUCUCAUAACUGUGGACACUUGGCCAGUCCAAAAUCUGCAGGUAGGCUGGGACCCAGGGAAUAGUUGCAGUUUGAGUCCAAAGCAGAGGCGUCCUGUCUGCUGGCCAAAUUCCCAGCUUAUUCCAGGAAGCCAGUGUUUUACUCUUGAGGCUUUCAACUGAUUGGAUGAGGCCUACCCACAUUCUGGAAGGGAAUCUGCUUUACCAAUGUCUACUGAUUUAAAUGCUAAUCUUGUGUAAAAAAAAAAAAAAAUACCUUCACAGAAGCAUCUAGAAUAAUGUUUGAUCAAAUAUCUGGGUCCUGUGGCCCACCCAAGUCCACACGCAAAACUAGCCCUCACAGUCCCUGUGGCCCCAUAGCUUCCCAUCUAUGCCGACAGUUGCUUGUUAAGACAGAAGACCCCUGGUCACCAGGCACUCGCAUAACUCAUCAGCUUCUGGCUCUUACUCUCCAGUAGCCAAAUCUGUACUGACCAGCUUACCUUACAGCAGUUCCCGGGGCCCCCUCACCUAAAGGUUAGAGUUCAAGUCUUCCACAAGUUUUCCUUCCUCUCAUUUUGACUUUCUUCCUUUUACAUCACUUUUUUUUUUAAAUGGAGGCUUUGUCUGGCCAAGCUCACCUGCUUGCCAUUCUGUCCAAGCCUCCACAGCUAGCUGACAUAGUCUUUUGCGUCACCAAAUCUGUGUGCCACUCUAAGGACCCUGCUCAAAACGGCCUUCCCGCACAGUCAUCCUGUGACUCUAUCUCCUUCUCUAUCUUCAGUUUUACCUUAUCCUUUAGCCUUCCUCCUUUGAAUGUUUUAUGGCUUCCUGUGCAUGAGUGUGUAUGUAUGUGUGUGGGGUAUGUACGUAGGUGUGUGUGUUGUGGGUGUGUUUGUAGUGU